This is a messenger RNA of Fonsecaea nubica, 726 nucleotides long. RefSeq lists its product as hypothetical. NCBI's taxonomy places the organism in Eukaryota, Fungi, Ascomycota, Eurotiomycetes, Chaetothyriales, Herpotrichiellaceae. Gene Ontology annotation, cellular component: cytoplasmic exosome (RNase complex); nuclear exosome (RNase complex). Bases 1 to 726 code for a protein of 241 amino acids. Gene Ontology annotation, biological process: CUT catabolic process; nuclear polyadenylation-dependent rRNA catabolic process; TRAMP-dependent tRNA surveillance pathway. The transcript has a single exon. The record is from RefSeq and is a predicted model, not a curated record. Gene Ontology annotation, molecular function: RNA binding.
AUGCCAGUAUUCCUGCCUGGGGACUUGAUCCCCUCUGAUCAGAUCCCAACAUCUCAGAAGCGCAAAAUAGGGCGUGGACUCCAACAAGACGAACAGAAUAACUUCCUCGCCACCAUUGGGGGAUACUUGGACAUCGACUACCGUAAGAAGACGGCACAGAUAUCCACGCCAGAUGCUCGCUAUAUCCCAAGAGCAGGAGACCUCGUGAUUGCCCAAGUACGAAUCUCAACCGCAGACUUUUUCCACGUCUACAUCAACCCUUACUCCCCUCAGGCCUUCUUGCCACAGUUGGCCUUUGAGGGCGCUACCAAGAAGACGAGGCCUCAGCUCAAGACGACUGACCUCGUCUACGCCAUAGUUGUCUCUGCACAGAAGAACAUGGAGAUCGAAUUAAGUUGCGUGAAUCCAUCCACAGGCAAGGCGGAACCUGACGGUCUGGGUCCGCUUACCGGUGGAAUGGUUUUCGAUGUCAGUCCUGGUCUCGCUGACAGACUUCUCAAGAAACAAGGUGUCGUGGCACUGGAGGAACUGGGGUCGAAACUACCCGGCGGGUUUGAGAUUGCUGUUGGCAAAAACGGGAAGGUAUGGGUCGAUUGUCCUGAAGCCGGCGUGAAGGGGAUUUGUGCGGUGGGGCGAUGCCUCAGCGAGAUGGAUGAGAAUGAGUUGAAGGAGAGGGAACAAAAGAAGCUGGCGAACAGGAUCAUAGCGGAGCUGGAGCGUGGUUGA